AUGUUACGUUUAUCUUACUUCCCCCUAACCUGGAAAUUUUCCGAAAUUAUACUAAUUCCAAAACCCAACAAGCCUCCAGAUAAAGUUACAUCAUAUCGACCCAUAAGCCUAUUACCAACUCUAUCAAAAGUAUUCGAAAAGAUCUUACUAAAAAGACUCAUUCCUCUUGCUAUCUUAGCUAACAUUAUCCCAGAUACACAAUUCGGUUUCAGACCGAACCACUCAACGAUCCAUCAACUUCACAGAGUAGUCGACACUAUAUCUUCGUCACUAGAAAAAAAACAUUACUGUGCUGCCGUCUUCCUGGACGUAGCACAAGUGUUCGAUAGAGUCUGGUUCGAAGGCUUACUGUUCAAACUAAAAAAAUUUCUGCCUGCGCCUUAUUACUUACUUAUAAAAUCGUACCUUAGUGACCGUACUUUCAUCGUACGACAGAAUUCAUGUUACUCAAACUACUUUGACAUUCUCGCCGGAGUUCCCCAAGGUAGCGAUAUUGCCCCCUUUCUAUAUAAUAUAUUCACUCAUGACAUUCCCAAAACCUCCUACACUGAACUCGGUUCCUACGCGGACGACACGGCAAUUUUAGCAACGAAUGAAAAUCUCAUUAUAGCCUCAAAUAUGUUACAAAGACACCUCAAUAUUAUACACCUCUGGACAAAGAGGUGGAAAAUCAAAAUCAACGAAACCAAGUCCUCCUUCAUAACAUUUACCUUAAAUAAAAAAACUUGUCCUCAAAUUACAAUGAACAACAUUCCAAUCCCUAUUUACACACAAAUAAAAUACCUCGGUCUUACCCUUGACAGUAAACUAACCUGGAAUCCUCACAUAGUUGAUAAACGAAAAGCCCUUAAUUCCCGUCUACACCUCCUAAGACCAUUAUUAUGA
Macrosiphum euphorbiae (potato aphid) is the source of this 885-nucleotide messenger RNA. The record is from the annotation of a GenBank genome assembly. NCBI's taxonomy places the organism in Eukaryota, Metazoa, Arthropoda, Insecta, Hemiptera, Aphididae.